AUGGACGACCAGAUGCGGUCAUCUGCAACCGGCAGUGUCGUCUUUCAGGUCUACCGGGGGGCAAUAUUGUUUCAUUUUUGCAGUUGCACGUCGAAGUACGUCGGAGAAUACUGCCAGCACCUUAACCCGUGCCACACGGGGAAGGGGCCGGGACCGCGGUGCCAGAACGGGGGCUCGUGCCAGGUCCGGAUCGGCUCCGGGGGCGUUCCCAGUUUCGAGUGCCUUUGUCCGUUGGGGUUUAGCGCGUCGCUAUGCGAGAUACCGAUAGCCAACUCGUGCGAUCGCCGCCCCUGCCUCAACGGCGGUACUUGUACCCUGAGGUCGCUCGACUCGUACCAGUGCUCGUGCGCGCCAGGAUAUACGGGUAAACACUGCGAGAAGCAGGACCACUGCGCCUCUCAGCCGUGCAGGAACGGCGCGGUGUGCGUAUCGGUCGGCGACUCGUACCAGUGCACUUGCGCGCCUGGUUUCGCUGGAGCCGCUUGCAAGGAGGACAAGGACGAGUGCAAGCAGAAACCCUGCAAGCACGGCAAGUGCCACAACACCCACGGGAGCUACACAUGUACCUGCAACGAAGGAUAUACGGGUCAAAACUGCGAGAGCGAGUAUAUACCGUGCGAUCCCAGUCCCUGUAGCAACGAGGGACUGUGCCGGCCAGGCGAAAAGCACACCUACACCUGCGACUGUCCCUCAGGUUUUAGGGGGCCCAACUGCGAAGAAAAUAUCGACGACUGUCCGGGACACCAGUGCCAAAACGGAGCGACCUGUAUCGACGGCGUCAACUCUUACACGUGCCAAUGUCCGUCCACCUACACCGGCCAUUACUGCGAACAGGACGUCGACGAGUGUUCCCUGCGGCCGUCAGUAUGCCAAAAUGGCGCCACGUGCACCAACAGCGUCGGCGGUUUCUCCUGUAUCUGCGUCAACGGCUGGACCGGACCCGACUGCUCCGUAAACAUCGACGACUGCGCAGGAGCCGCCUGUUUCAACGGCGCCACCUGUAUCGACAGGGUCGGUAGUUUUUACUGCCGAUGUACCCCGGGAAAAACCGGUCUCCUCUGCCACUUGGACGACGCCUGCACGAGCAACCCCUGCCACGCGGACGCCAUUUGCGACACGAGUCCGAUCAACGGCUCGUACACUUGCAGCUGCGCCUCCGGCUACAAGGGCGUCGACUGCUCCGAAGAUAUAGACGAAUGCGAACAAGGAUCGCCUUGCGAACAUGACGGUAUAUGCGUCAACACGCCCGGUAGCUUCGCGUGCAACUGCACCCAAGGCUUCACCGGUCCACGAUGCGAAACGAACGUCAACGAGUGCGAAUCGCAUCCCUGCCAUAACGACGGCUCCUGUCUGGACGAUCCCGGCACGUUCAGAUGCGUCUGCAUGCCAGGUUUUACGGGUACCCAAUGCGAAAUCGACAUCGACGAGUGCAAAGACAAACCGUGCCUCAACGGCGGCGUCUGCCACGACCUCAUCAACUCUUUCAAAUGUACCUGCGCGAUCGGUUUCACCGGGUCCCGAUGCCAGAUCAACAUCGACGACUGCGUAUCCGCGCCUUGUCGCAACGGCGGCCUCUGCCACGAUUCCGUAGCAGGAUACACGUGCGAGUGCCCGCCCGGAUUCACCGGACUUUCCUGCGAAACUAACAUCAACGACUGCCAAUCUUCGCCGUGUCACCACGGCGAAUGCAUAGAUGGAGAAAAUUCUUUUUCCUGCACGUGCCAUCCGGGAUACGCGGGGUACCUUUGCCAGCACCAGAUCAACGAGUGCGAGUCGAACCCUUGCCAGUACGGCGGCAUAUGUCAGGACCUCAUCAACGGGUACCAGUGCCUCUGCAAGGCCGGUACCUCGGGUCCCAACUGCGAGAUCAACGUCAACGAGUGCUACAGCAAUCCAUGUCGCAACGGUGCUAGAUGCGUCGACGGUAUCAACAGUUACACCUGCGAGUGCGUACCGGGAUUCACGGGCCGCCAUUGCGAGAACGACAUCGACGAGUGCGCGUCGAACCCGUGCGCAAACGGGGGCGUCUGCAUCGACAUGGUCAACGGUUUUCGCUGCGAAUGCCCCAGGGGUUACUACGACGCGCGCUGCCUCAGCGACGUCGACGAAUGCAAGUCGAAUCCGUGCAGACACGGGGGUAGCUGCGAGGACGGCGUCAACCAGUUCAUCUGUCACUGUCUACCCGGUUACGGCGGCAAACAAUGCGAAAUCAACAUCGACGAAUGCGCCUCGAAUCCUUGCCAACAUGGCGGCAUAUGCCACGACCACCUCGCUUCGUAUACGUGCGAGUGUCUGGCCGGAUAUUCCGGCAUCAAUUGCGAAUCGAAUAUUGACGACUGCGCCGUCAACCCGUGCAAGAACGGCGGUUCGUGUAUCGAUCUGGUUAACGAUUACAAAUGCGUCUGCGAGCUGCCGUUCACCGGCAGAGAGUGCCAGGACAGGCUCGAUCCGUGUUCGCCCAACAGAUGUCGCCACAACGCAAAGUGCACGCCCAGCUCGAACUAUAUGGACUUCGCGUGCACCUGCAGCUUGGGCUUCACCGGGAGGUUCUGCGAGCAGGACGUCGACGAGUGCGUCGUUUCCAAACCGUGCAGGAACGGCGCCACCUGCAGGAACAUCAACGGAUCGUAUCAGUGCAUAUGCGCCAGAGGUUACGAGGGCAAAGAUUGUUCCAUCAAUACCGACGACUGCGCCUCGUUCCCGUGCCAGAACGGUGGCACGUGCCUCGACGGUAUCGGCGAAUUCAUGUGCCUCUGCGUCAGCGGUUUCGAGGGCAAACAAUGCGAGAUCGACGUGGACGAGUGCCUAUCCAGCCCGUGCAAGAACGGAGCCACUUGCAACCAAUACGUCGCCUCUUACACUUGCACGUGUCCGUUGGGUUUCUCCGGCACCAACUGCCAAACCAACGACGAGGACUGCACCGAGAGCAGUUGCAUGUACGGCGGCACGUGCAUAGACGGCAUCAACUCGUACACUUGCACGUGCAAGCCGGGCUAUACCGGUUCCAAUUGCCAGAACCGGAUCAACCUCUGCGACAGCUCGCCGUGUAGGAACGGUGCCAAUUGCCAGGACCACACCACCCAUUACACGUGCCAUUGUCCGUACGGGUACACGGGCAAGGACUGCGGCGAGUACGUGGAUUGGUGCGCGACAGAUCCGUGCGAGAACCAAGCCACGUGUCACCAGAUCAAGAACCAAUAUCAGUGCACGUGCGGUCCAGGGUGGACCGGCAAAGUAUGUGACGUCGAAAUGGUGAGCUGCAAAGACGCGGCCGCGAGGAAGGGCGUCCCCUGGAAAGUCCUAUGUAAUAACGGCACGUGCGAGACGAUCGGCAACUCCCAUCGUUGCCAUUGCAAGGAAGGUUACACCGGGUCGUACUGUCAGAAGGAGAUCAACGAAUGCGAGACGGCGCCGUGUCAGAACGGCGCCACCUGUCGGGAUUUGAUCGGGUCGUACUCGUGCGAAUGUUCGAAGGGUUUCCAAGGGCAGAACUGCGAACUCAACGUAGACGAUUGCCAGCCGAAUCCGUGCCAGAACGGUGGCACGUGCCACGAUCUGGUGGAUAAUUUCUUGUGCUCGUGUCCGUCGGGCACCCUCGGUUACCUUUGCGAGAUUAACCACGACGAUUGUAGUUCGGACGCGUGCCACAAUGGCGGCACCUGCGUCGACAAAGUGGGAGGGUUCGAAUGCAAAUGUCCGCCAGGUUUCGUGGGUCCACGAUGCGAGGGCGACAUCAACGAGUGCCUGUCGAACCCGUGCUCGAACCCGGGCACCCUCGACUGCGUCCAACUCGUCAACGACUACCACUGCAACUGCAAGGCCGGCUACAUGGGCCGCCAUUGCGAGAAAAAGGUCAACUUUUGCGCCGCUUCGCCUUGCCAAAACGGGGGCGUCUGCACCACCAUCCACAAAGGUCACAAGUGCACGUGCCAGGAGGGUUUCUACGGCAAAAAUUGCGAGUUCAGCGGCUACGACUGCGACUCGGACCCUUGCCUUAACGGCGGCAUCUGUAGGAUAUCCGACGACGAAGGCUACGUGUGCGACUGUCCCGUCGGCACCACCGGCGUCAACUGCGAAACCGACUCGCUGAACGAAUGCGACGGUAACCCUUGCCAGCACCCGAACGCCAUCUGUCAGGAUAAACUCGGCGACUACGACUGCUACUGCCCGCCCCAAUACACCGGCAAAAACUGCGAGAUCUACGACAGGAACGCGGCGGGGGGUUUGGGCAAACCCGCCAAGUCGCAGGAGACGUUCAACGCGUUCUACGAGCGCGACCUCGAGCGCCAACGGCAACAGUGUAUCCAGAACAAGUGCCCGUUGAAACGUGGCAACAGGCGCUGCGACGAAGAAUGCAACACGUACGCGUGCGACUUCGACGGCAACGAUUGCUCUUUAGGCAUCAACCCUUGGGCGAACUGUACCGCCCCCAUCAAGUGUUGGGAGCAUUUCGGCGACGGCGUAUGUAACGAGGAAUGCAACACGCCGCAGUGCCUUUUCGACGGUCGCGAUUGCGAAAAGAAAUUGCAACCGUGCAACCCGAUCUACGACGCGUACUGUCAGAAGCACUACGCGAACGGACACUGCGACUACGGAUGCAACAACGCCGAGUGCAACUGGGACGGUCUGGAUUGCGAGAAGGAACCGCCCGAACUGGCCGACGGCGUUAUCUCGAUGGUGGUGCUCAUGGACAUGCAAGCGUUCAAGAAGAAUUUGGUAGCGUUUUUGCGCGACACGAGCCACCAACUGAGGACGACGGUACGCGUGAAAAAAGACCAAUUAGACAACGACAUGAUAUACCCGUGGGUGGGCAACACCCGUACCGGUCUGGAAGACGACUUCUUCAAACGCAAGCACCACGUCGCGUUCACGGAACAAGCGCAGUCGGGGGUUAAGGUGUACCUGGAGAUCGACAACAGGAGAUGCACCUCAUUCUCGGAGAACCUCGAGUACUGUUUCCAGACGGCGAGCGCGGCGGCCGAGUUCCUAGCUGCCAAAGCGUCCAAACACACGCUGUCGCAGUCGUUCCCCAUUUACCAAGUGAACGGAUCGUCCGAUUUCGACGACGACGUGCCCGCCUCGACCAACGGCAAGUACGUCGUCAUGGGUAUCCUGCUGGUCAUCUGCUUGUCGGGCGUUAUUUUCGUCGUCAUCCAGACUCAGCGGAAACGGGCGUCGGGCAUCACGUGGUUCCCGGAAGGGUUCCUUCGGACCAACUCGGGUACCCGGAGAAGAAGACGCGGGCCCGAAGGUCAGGAGCUACGUAACCUCUCCAAGAACGCUUCGAUUCCCGGAAUGGAACUGGACUCGCAGCACGGCGGGCACGUGUCUCAAUAUUCUGACGACGACAGCUAUCCCAGCUACCCGCUGCCUCCGAAACGCGGCAGAGUAGGGGUGGAGCCGGGCUACGCGAGCGAUCACACCGCCAUCACCGACUACGAGGAGGCGGAGCCUCGUUGGACCCAAACUCACUUGGAAGCGGCCGACAUCAGGCCGGCCGCCAUGCUGACCCCGCCCCAGGGCGAAAACAAUCACGACAUCAACGCCCGUGGACCGUGCGGUUUGACGCCCAUCAUGGUGGCGGCUGUCAGGGGCGGGGGGAUGGAUACGGGGGAGGACGACGAGGACGACGCCGCCGGAGCCGUCAUCCAAGACUUUUUGGCGCACGGCGCCGACCUGACCGCGACGGUGGACAAAACGGGAGAGACGCCACUGCAUUUGGCCGCCCGAUACGCCCGAGCGGAUCUGGCCAAACGACUUCUGGACCACGGGGCCGAUGCCAACGCCCAAGAUAAUACGGGACGCACGCCGCUGCACGCGGCAGUUGCUGCGGACGCGCUGGGCGUGUUCCAAAUCCUGUUGAGAAACAGGGCGACCAACCUGAAUUCCCGAAUGAACGAGGGCACCACUCCGCUCAUUCUGGCCGCCAGACUCGCGAUCGAAGGGAUGGUCCAAGAUUUGAUCAGUGCCGAGGCCGACAUCAACGCGGCCGACAACUCCGGCAAGACGGCCCUCCACUGGGCCGCAGCGGUCAACAACGUAGAGGCCGUCAACAUAUUGCUCGCACACGGUGCUAACAGGGACGCCCAAGACGACAAAGACGAGACGCCACUGUUUUUGGCAGCUCGCGAGGGUUCCUAUCAGACGUGCAAAGCCCUUCUCGAGGCCUACGCGAACCGAGAAAUCACCGAUCACAUGGACAGGCUGCCCAGGGACAUAGCCAGCGAGCGUCUCCAUCACGACAUCGUGCGAUUGCUCGACGAGCACGUACCCAGGAGUCCUCAAAUGGUCAGCGUCGUGUCCAAUAAUCAAAUCAUGACGACUAGCGGGCACAUGCUCCAGCAACCUACCGUCAUCGUUCCCAAAAGGCAGAAAUCGAAACGACCUGCCAAAGCGGCAGGACCCACCAGUCCCCAAGACGGUAUCGACAAUCCCCUGGGACAGAACGGCAACGGCAGCGUGCGACGCAAGGCGAGCAUCAAAAGGUCGAACAACAACAACAAAAAGGCUCAGGGGGGCGUGGCCCAGAUCGGCGAGAUGCCGCCUCAGAGCGCCGACUCGGUGGGCUCGACUUUGAGUCCCGUCGAAUCGCCGAUGACGAAUCUGCCGAGUCCUUACGACGCCACGUCCUUGUACUCGAAUAUGGGCUUAACCGCCCAGGGUCUGGAGUCCCUUAUGGCCAGCAAGCAGCCGCCUAGCUACGAGGACGUCGUGAAGAGCACGCUCCAGUUCACGUUGGACAACAACUACAGCGCGUUCAACAUAUUUCAGGCGCAAGACGCGCUAAUGAUGCAACAGAGACAGAUGCAAGCGAACACCCUCAGCCCGCCCUAUUCGAAUCAGUCCCCGCCCCAUUCGGUGCAGAGCAAUAUGUCGUUGUCUCCUCAAGGCUACAACGGGUCACCGUCGCCGGCAAAGACGAGACCCUCGUUACCGACGAGCCCCACCCACAUCGCGGCGAUGCGCGCCGCCACCCAGCAAAAGCACGGGGGCGUUCCCCAAACUCAAAACCUCCAAAUGGGGUUCGACUUCAGCCAGACCGGGCUCGAGAUGCCUCUCCCUUACACGGCGGCGGGCAUGGGCGCGGCCGUGCAAGCGAUGCAACAGACCCAGCAACAGCAGCAACAACAGCAGCAACACCAGCAGGCGCAACAAUUCCAGCAGCAAAACUUUUACAUGACGCCGCCCUCUCAACACUCGGAUCACCUCUUGCCCGACAACUUUCCGACACCGAGUCCCGAGAGUCCCGGGCAUUGGUCCUCGAGCUCGCCACGUUCCUGCAAUUCCGAUUGGUCGGAAAACGUGGCAAGUCCCAAUACGGCGACGUACGUUGCAGCGUCUAGCGUCGGCGGACACCAGACUAACAAGGGCUCGGACGCCAUCUACAUUUGAACGUUGUGAACGUGGUGAUGGUGGUGGUGCGAAGUUUGUUAUCUGAGAGUGUUUUUUUCGAGGACUCGCGGCUUUCAUACAACUGAUUGGUCUCAACGGAUCUUUUUUUUUUGUAUUUUUGUAUUAUACGAGUUGUGUUGUUGCGGCUCAAAGAUGGCGCGAAAGGAAAUUAUUUAUUCACACUUAAAUCGCCCCGGUCCAUGAAGUACUACUAUUUAGCGGAAAAAUAUCGCGAUAUUUAUUACGAUUAGAAAUCCAAUAUUUUUUAUGAUAUUUUUAAACAGGGGGGGCGCUGGGGACGUCGCUUCGUAUCGUUAAAGCGAUUUUUAUU
Molecule: messenger RNA, 7723 nt
Organism: Cylas formicarius (sweet potato weevil)
Lineage: Eukaryota; Metazoa; Arthropoda; Insecta; Coleoptera; Brentidae
Gene: N
Product: neurogenic locus Notch protein
Exons: 17
Coding region: 1-7392 (2463 amino acids)
Biological process (GO): heterophilic cell-cell adhesion; establishment or maintenance of epithelial cell apical/basal polarity; regulation of developmental process
Cellular component (GO): plasma membrane; protein-containing complex
Molecular function (GO): calcium ion binding; protein binding
Source: RefSeq, a predicted model, not a curated record